Messenger RNA from Rhinichthys klamathensis goyatoka, 895 nucleotides. RefSeq lists its product as uncharacterized. The transcript has 4 exons. NCBI's taxonomy places the organism in Eukaryota, Metazoa, Chordata, Actinopteri, Cypriniformes, Leuciscidae. The record is from RefSeq and is a predicted model, not a curated record. Bases 1 to 849 code for a protein of 282 amino acids.
AUGGAGGAUAAACUUGUGGUGCUCUCGGGGGUUACCAGGAGCUUAACGACUUCACAAAUCGUAACUACCACAAUGUUAACAGAAAAGGCUGUUUCUGUGUGUUCUUCAGGAGUAUUUGCUGACACAGAUGCAGUGAAGUCAGUGUCAGUGAUGGAGGGAGAUUCAGUCUCUCUAAACUCUGAUACUGAAAUACAGAAAGGUGAUAAGAUAACGUGGACAUUCGGAACUAACGGGAAUCUUAUAGCUAAAGCUAAAAAUGACGGAGUGAAAAAUAUGAUCUCUGAUAAUCUUGAUGAGAGAUUCAGAGACAGACUGAAGCUGGACAAGAACACUGGAUCUCUGACCAUCACGAACAUCAGAUCUGAUCAUGCUGGAGUUUAUGAAGUUGAGAUCAGCCGCAGCAGCUCAUCGUCUACAUACAGAUUCACUGUUACUGUCUAUGCUCGUCUACCCAUUCCUGUCAUUGGCAGGAACUCUUCAAACUGUUCAUCAUCGGUGUGCAAAUGUGUGCUGCUGUGUUCAGUGUUGAAUGUGAGUGAUGUGACUCUCUCCUGGUACGCAGGAAUGAGUGUAAUGUCCAACAUCAGUGUGUGUGAUCUCAGCAUCAGUCUCUCUCUACCUCUGGAGAUUGAGUGUCUGGAUGAUUCCUACAGCUGUGUGGUGGCUUCUUCAUUCACCAACUGGACUACACAUCUCAACACUGAACUCUGCCAGACAUGUCCAGACUGUGUUUUCUGUUGUCAUGUUUCUGAAGCUGUCAUCCGAUUGGUCAUCUCUGCUCUGGUGGGUGUGGCUGCUGCCUGUAUUGUGGUGUACGACAUCACAUCCAGAAAACAGGAGAGAACAUAACAGACAUUAUCAUCAUCAUCAUCAUCAGACUCUCACAGAUGAAUCA